Molecule: messenger RNA, 10379 nt
Organism: Ctenopharyngodon idella (grass carp)
Lineage: Eukaryota; Metazoa; Chordata; Actinopteri; Cypriniformes; Xenocyprididae
Gene: lrp13b
Product: low-density lipoprotein receptor-related protein 2
Exons: 52
Coding region: 19-10335 (3438 amino acids)
Molecular function (GO): calcium ion binding; protein binding
Source: RefSeq, a predicted model, not a curated record
CAAACAGGUACGUGUGUAAUGGACCUGCGGCGUUUGAUCUGCUGCACGGCAGUGUUUGCCUUACUGUCAGGUGUUGAUGGAGACUGCAGCAGAAAUCAGUGGCAGUGUGAUGAUGGAGUGUGUGUGCCACACAGAUGGCGCUGUGAUGGUGUCAGUGACUGCCAGGAUGGAUCUGAUGAGAUGGACUGUUUAUGUCAACCAGGAGAUUUGGAGUGUGUGGAUGGUUCCGGGUGUGUGUCUGAGUCGGGUGUUUGUGACGGGCGGCCCCAAUGUCCUGAUGCUUCAGAUGAGUGGGAUUGCAGCCGGAAUUUAGGGUGCCUCUCAGGUGACUGGAAGUGCAAGAACAACAUCUGCAUCCCACAAGACCUUCACUGCAAUGACGUCAACGACUGCGGCGAUAACUCUGAUGAAGAAACAUGUGGUUCCUGUGGGAAGAUGAAUAUCCGGUGUGCUGAUGGCAGGUGUCUAAGCCAGAGAGAGAGGUGUGAUGGAGUCGCUCAGUGCCCAGAUAAGAGAGAUGAGCCUCUUACAUGUGGUAAAAGUUGUCAUAAUGGCAAUGGCGGCUGUAGCCAUACUUGCAUUGACCAGCUUUGGGGAGCCUUGUGCAGUUGUCCCACUGGAAUGACCCUUUCUGUAAAUGGACUUGAUUGUGAAGAUGUCAAUGAGUGUGAUCAGUCUUUCGGACCAUGCAUGCACUUGUGCACAAAUACACCAGGGUCUUUUCGGUGUCUGUGCCAGAAUGGUUUCAAAUCUCUUGGCAAUGGCUCUUGUGAAGCUCAAGGGCCUAUGAUGAAGAUUUUGACAACCAGGAAGGGGCUCAUUGGGUUAGUGAAUGUGAAGACCAGAGUGUAUGAGCCGCUCCUUACAAGUGAGAGUGACCCUAUAGCUAUGACCUAUGAUAUCCGAAGGAACUUCAUUUACUGGGCUGAUCAAAAUGGGAAUAUCUUCAAGGCUUAUAACCGGAAGAGCAUGAUUCUGUAUACAGGGCAGUCUGGUGUGAAGAGUCUAGCUAUCGACUGGCUUACUGGACAGCUGUAUUGGGCAAGUGUUACCCAGAAAGCCAUCUACACUGGUGCAGCUGAUGGUAGUGCAGUAGGCAUAGUCAUGUCCAAAGAAAUGGUCCCAAGCGAUAUGGUCCUCAGCCCAAUCGAGAGUUUCAUAUUUUGGAUUAAUAAAGGAACGAAUGAAGAAAUAACCAUUGAGAGGGCGGAAAUGGAUGGUUUGAAUCGGACAACGCUGAUGUUCAUUACUGCACAAUUACCAAGAAGUCUUACGUUGGAUGUGGCAGCACAGCGAUUGUAUUGGAUCAGUCUUUACAAAAUGUCAAUUGAGAGCAUUAGGACAGAUGGCACUGGGCGGCACACGUUUUGGGAUUUCUUUCAAGGAAGUCGUGCUCAGACCCUGGCCGUGUUUAAUGGCUGGUUCUACUGGGCUGAUGAGAAAAAACUCUGGCAGGCUCCUCAAAAUCUGCCUGCUGCCAAACAAGAUGGAUUCAUCCUAAAAGCCUCGCUUCCUUACCUGAACAUCUACCAUGCACUUCAGCAACCCCAAGGUUUUACACCAUGUAAAAACUCAGGCUGCCAGCUGUGUUUGCCCUCCAAGAAAAGUGAUGUUGGAUUUACCUGUCUGUGUCCUGAGGGAGCGUUGCCCAUGUCUUGGGGUUCUUGCGAAAAUUUUAAGGUUGCCUAUGCAACAGCCACAACCAUAUACAGUUUGGAGUUUGCAGGAAAGACUCCUGUGAAAACUGAACUCUUUACUUCAGAUGAAGACAUCCAGUCAUUUGACAUGUACUUGCAGCGAGGAUGUCUGGUUUGGUCUAAUGGGACAGGCCACGUAAAGAUUAACAUACAUACUCAGGACUUGUCCGAGUACUUUCUGACUUUAAAACCAGCCUGCGUUGUUAGAGUUGACCAGAGAACCGGAAAUCUGUAUUGGCUGGCAUGUGAUGAACUUUCCAUUGGCGUUUCAACCAUUGGCCCCCUUGACCAAAGUAUUUCCAGGCAGCUUUAUCAAGCCAAAACUUCAAUCCUAGACCUGUUUGUGGAUUGGCAGAGAGGAAAGCUGUACUGGCUAGAGGGAGGUCAGAUCAUGAGAAUGAAACUGGGUCUGAUUGGUGGAAAAGCAGAAGUCAUAUUCAGCUUUGAGGACAGUGGAGUGGACCGUAUUGUGUUUGACAGAAAAGCGAAUGGCUUCCUUUGGAACAUGGAGUCUUACUUGCAGGUUAUGAGCCUAUUGAAGAUGAGGAAGUACUCAGCUGGUUCAGAUUGGGUCGUUCCUGGCUCCAUCAUGGCUGCUUAUGAACCCUACAUGGUGGCAUUGUUCAAUAAUGUCCUGACAGUUUGGAAUCGUAAAGAUGGAGCUCGUGUCUCUGGGGUGGUGGUAGAGAAUGGAGUUGUUAGCUUAUCUGUUGCCCUCAGGGAAGUCCAACAAGAUAAGAUGGCCGAAGAUGUGCGUCCUACUGAGGUGACUUGCAAAAGUCCCCAUGUCUUUUGUCAAGGCUCAACAGUGUGUAUCAGUCGAUCUCAACGGUGUGAUGGGAAGAGAGACUGUCCAGAUGGGUCUGAUGAGGCCUCAUGUUUACACAUGUGUGCAAAGCCAGGUGACUUACUGUGUAAGGAUGGAAGUAAGUGUGUGGAGAGAGAUUUGGUGUGUGAUGGUCGCUCUCACUGCAUUGACGGUUCAGAUGAGAUGGGAUGUCCCACCAUGGCUGCUGAAACCUCAACCACAGCGUCAUUAAAGUGUCGUGUGGGCUCUAAACCCUGUGAGGAUGGACAUGAGUGUGUCCUGUACAGUCAUGUGUGUGAUGGAGAGAUGGACUGUAAAGAUGGAUCUGAUGAACGAGGCUGUGAAUAUAAGUGUACAGGAGAUCAGUUCCAGUGCGCUCAUGGGAGGAUGUGUAUCGACAAAAAGCAGGUGUGUGACGGCACACCUCAGUGUCAGGACCGCUCUGAUGAAAUGGACUGUUUCACUCGUUCACACGACUGCAAACACCAGUGUGACAAUAAAACUCGCUGCAUCCCAGAAAGCUUCGUCUGUGAUGGAGAGAAAGACUGUGUAGACGCCACUGAUGAAGACAGCUGCUCUGAGAUUAAAAGAAGUGAUAUAAAUUUGGCACUGAACAAAGGCAGCUCAGGCUUUGCAGCUCCGCCUCCAAUCUGUAGAAGUCCAUCCAUGAUGUGUCCAGGAACAUCACUGUGUAUUUCCCAGAUUCGGCUGUGUGAUGGGAAGUUAGAUUGUCCGGAUGGUUCUGAUGAAGUUUCGUGCAUACAUGUUUGUUCAAAACCUGGUGACUUCCUGUGUAAGGACAGAAGGAAGUGUAUUGAUGGGAAUCUGGUGUGUGAUGGCCGCUCUCACUGCCUUGAUGGUUCUGAUGAGGUGGCUUGCUACAUGGUGGCUAGAUCCUCAACCACAGCGUCAUUAAAGUGUCGUGUGGGCUCUAAACCCUGCAAGGACGGACGUGAGUGUGUCCUGUACAGUCAUGUGUGUGAUGGAGAGCUGGACUGUAAAGAUGGAUCUGAUGAACGAGGCUGUGAAUAUAAGUGUAAAGAAGAUCAGUUCCAGUGCGCUCAUGGGAGGAUGUGUAUCGACAAAAAGCAGGUGUGUGACGGCACACCUCAGUGUCAGGACCGCUCUGAUGAAAUGGACUGUUUCACUCGUUCACACGACUGCAAACACCAGUGUGACAAUAAAACUCGCUGCAUCCCAGAAAGCUUCCUCUGUGAUGGAGAGAAAGACUGUGUAGACGCCACUGAUGAAGACAACUGCUCUGAGAUUAACAAAGGGGAUAUAAAUUUGGCACUUAACAAAGGCAGCUCAGGCUUUGCAGUUCCGCCUCCAAUCUGUAGAAGUCCAUCCAUGAUGUGUCCAGGAACAUCACUGUGCAUUUCUCAGACUCUGCUGUGUGACGGGAAGAUAGAUUGUCCGGAUGGUUCUGAUGAAGUUUCGUGCGUACAUGUUUGUUCAAACCCUGGUGACUUCCUGUGUAAGGACAGGAGGAAGUGUAUUGAUGGGAGUCUGGUGUGUGAUGGCCGCUCUCACUGCCUUGAUGGUUCUGAUGAGGUGGCUUGCUACAUGGUGGCUAGAUCCUCAACCACAGCGUCAUUAAAGUGUCGUGUGGGCUCUAAACCCUGUGAGGACGGACGUGAGUGUGUCCUGUACAGUCAUGUGUGUGAUGGAGAGCUGGACUGUAAAGAUGGAUCUGAUGAACAGGACUGUGGUAGCCAAUGCCAAUCUGGUCAGUUCCAGUGUACCUCUGGAGGGAGAUGUAUUGAAAUGAAUCAGGUGUGUGAUGGGACUCCUCAGUGUCUGGAUAAGUCUGAUGAAGCAGGAUGCUGGAAACCCUCAAGGAGCUGCAGCAUGCGCUGUGACCUGGAUACUCACUGUAUUCCUGAAGUCUUCAUCUGCAAUGGGGUUAGGGACUGUCGAGAUGGCACAGAUGAAGCCAACUGUGCUAUAUCCAGACCAGCUCAGACAAGCUGUAAGAGUCCCUCUGUACUGUGUCUGGGAACAUCAGUAUGCGUGUCUCAGGGGCAGCUGUGUGAUGGCAGAAGAGAUUGUCCUGAUGGAUCUGAUGAAGCUUCUUGUAUAGAUGCGUGUGCUUCUGCAGGUGACUUCCUGUGUAAGGACAGGAGGAAGUGUAUUGAGGGAGCUCUGGUGUGUGAUGGUCGUUCUCAAUGCCUUGAUGGUUCUGAUGAGGUAGGAUGUUCCACCAUAGCGGCUAAAACUACAACAACAGCACCCUUCAAGUGUCGUGUGGGAUCUAAACCCUGUAAAAAUGGACAUGAGUGUGUCCUGUAUAGUCAUGUGUGUGAUGGAGAGAUGGACUGUAAAGAUGGAUCUGAUGAAGAACAUUGUGAACUUCAAUGCAAUCCUGGGAUGUUUCAGUGUAUUCAGGGAAAGAAGUGUAUUGACUUCCGGCAAGUGUGUGAUGGGACUCCUCAGUGUCCGGAUAACUCGGAUGAAGCAGGCUGCUGGAAACCCACCAAGAGCUGCAGCAUCCGCUGUGAUGGGAACACCCACUGUAUCCCAGAGGUUUUCAUCUGUAAUGGUAUGAGGGACUGUUGGGAUGGCUCGGAUGAAGCUGACUGUGCCAUGCCGACUCCUCCAUCACCGUGCAAAAGCCCUUAUGUGGCUUGUCAGGGGACGUCACUGUGCAUUCUGCAGCGAUAUCUGUGUGACGGGAGAAAGGAUUGUCCUGAUGGUUCUGAUGAGAGACCGUGCCUCCGCAACUGCCCAUAUCGCAGUGAUUUCAUGUGUAACGACAGGAGGAAGUGUGUGGAGAGAGAUUUGGUGUGUGAUGGCCGCUUUCACUGCCUAGACCGUUCGGAUGAGAUUGGAUGUCCCACCAUGGCUGCUAAAACCUCAACCACAGCGUCAUUAAAAUGUCGCGUGGGCUCUAGACCCUGUAAGGAUGGGCUUGAGUGCGUCCUGUACAGUCAUGUGUGUGAUGGAGAGAUGGACUGUAAAGAUGGAUCGGACGAAGCUGACUGCGAUUUUAAUUGUGAAACAGGGGAGUUUCAGUGUGCCCAUGGAAGAAAAUGCAUUGAUGCAAAGCUUGUGUGCGAUGGCAAACCACAAUGUCAAGAUUAUUCUGAUGAGAGAGACUGCUUUACACGCAGCAAGAGCUGCAGCCAUCGCUGUGACAACAAAACUCGCUGCAUCCCAGAAAACUUCCUGUGUGAUGGAGAGAAAGACUGUGUGGAUGGCACUGAUGAAUCUGACUGUGGGUACCCCACAAAGGUGGUGAAGUGCGAAAGUCCUUCUGUAUUGUGUCGUGAUGGGUCGCUGUGCAUCCCUCACACUAGUCUCUGUGAUGGCAAGAAAGAUUGUCCUGAUGGAUAUGAUGAAACAUUUUGCUUUGACAGAUGUCCCAACUCAGGUGACUUUUUAUGUAAUGACAGGAGGAAGUGUGUGGAGAGAGAUUUGGUGUGUGAUGGCCGCUCUCACUGCAUUGACGGUUCAGAUGAGAUUGGAUGUCCCACCAUGGUUGCUAAAACCUCAACCACAGCGUCAUUAAAGUGUCGUGUGGGCUCUAAACCCUGUGAGGACGGACGUGAGUGUGUCCUGUACAGUCAUGUGUGUGAUGGAGAGAUGGACUGUAAAGAUGGAUCUGAUGAACGAGGCUGUGAAUAUAAGUGUACAGGAGAUCAGUUCCAGUGCGCUCAUGGGAGGAUGUGUAUCGACAAAAAGCAGGUGUGUGACGGCACACCUCAGUGUCAGGACCGCUCUGAUGAAAUGGACUGUUUCACUCGCUCACACGACUGCAAACACCAGUGUGACAAUAAAACUCGCUGUAUCCCAGAAAGCUUCCUCUGUGAUGGAGAGAAAGACUGUGUAGACGCCACUGAUGAAGACAACUGCUCUCCCAUUACUGGGCCGUCCAUCACAGACCCUUCUAAAGUAUCAACCCAGCCAGCUUGCAUUAGCCCUUCUGUGUUUUGUCAUGAAACCUCAAAAUGCAUCACACAAUCCCAACUAUGUGAUGGGAAGGCAGACUGUCCCAGUGGAGCCGAUGAGCAGUUUUGCAUAUAUUCAUGUCCAGAUCCAGACCAGUUUCUGUGCAAGGACAGACGGAAGUGUGUUCGGAGAACCCUAGUGUGUGACGGUUACUCUCACUGCGCAGACGGAUCAGAUGAGAAACAGUGUCCCACCUGUGCUUUACAUUGUGACCAAAAAAUGGUGUGCCUGACUAAUCAGCAGCUCUGUGAUGGAAAACCAGACUGUAGAGACGGUUCAGAUGAGAGGAACUGUUACACUGGUCAUGUGGCUAGAAGUGCUUCAUUACCUCUGAAAUGUCCCUUGGGGUCCAAACCUUGUAGCGAUGGGAAAGAGUGUGUCCUGUACAGCCAUGUGUGUGAUGGAGAGAAAGAUUGCAAAGACGGAUCUGACGAGAGGAACUGUGAGCGUAAAUGUAAAAAAGGCCAAUUCCAAUGCACUCAUGGCAGGAAGUGUAUAGACAUGAAGCUUGUAUGUGACGGCACACCUCAGUGUCAGGACCGAUCAGAUGAAAUCAACUGCAUGAAGCUCUCAGAGGAGUGCCGACACCCAUGUGACAAUAAAACCCGCUGCGUUCCUGAAACCUUCCUCUGUGAUGGAGAGAGAGACUGUGUGGAUGGCACUGAUGAAUCCAACUGUGUGGUAGAGCCGUGUUCAAGUGAUCAGUUCCAGUGCAGUAACGGUCAGUGUGUGGCGCUGGCCCUCCGUUGUGAUGGGUACGCUGACUGUCGUGAUCAUUCGGAUGAGAAGGGCUGUUCUCAGCCUUCACACUGUCCUGUGGAGCAGCGCUGCCCCCACACUCAUGAGUGUCUGCUGAAAGAAUGGCUCUGUGAUGGAGACAAGGACUGCAGUGAUGGGUCUGAUGAGAGGAACUGCAAGGUGACUCUGCUGAAGUGUGGUGAGUUCCAGUGGUCAUGUGCAUCUAAAACUCAAUGCAUUGCGAAGACGUGGAGGUGUGAUGGCGUGAAGGACUGCAAGGAUGAGAGUGAUGAAUCUGGAUGUGGUCAAGUGAAAUGCCCGACACACUUGUUCCGGUGUGGAAGUGGGGAGUGUGUGGACCCAGAUCUGGUGUGCAACAGGGGACCUGACUGUGCAGAUGGUUCUGAUGAGGGUGUGGGCUGUCUGAAGAACAACUGCUCCAGUCCCAGCAGCCCAUCAUGUCAACACUACUGCUUCAACACUCCACAUGGAGCGAGAUGUGGCUGUAAGACUGGCUUCAGGCUUCAGUCUGACGGUUUAACCUGCAAUGACAUCGAUGAAUGCAAAGAGAUUCAGCCUGCUGCCUGUAGUCAUAACUGCGUCAACACGCUAGGCUCCUACCUGUGUCGAUGCCACCCUGACUUUAUACUGGAGCCAGAUGGGCGCAACUGCAAGACAGCAGAGGAGCCCAGUCUUUUGGUAUCUGAACAGUACGAGCUUAUAAAGCUGGGUCUGCGAAGCUUCAAUAUUCAAGCUCUCAUCACACCAGGACGGAAGCCCAUCUUCUCUCUUGACUAUGACCGCAGAGAGCAGAGGGUUUACUGGGUUAGUCUGGAGGAAGAGAGCAUCAAAUAUGCCUUCCACAGAGAAAAGGACAACAUUGGAACUAUCGUCAAAGGUGUGAAGUCAGACUCCAUUGCUGUUGACUGGUUGGGAAGGAACCUUUACUGGGUCGAUGGUGUUGCUGGGCAGAUUCUAGCUGUGAGAUUGACCAGCAGUAUUGUAAAGCCACAAAACUACAUUGUAGUUCUGGACAAGGAUUUGAAGCAGCCACGCUCACUUGUGCUGCUGCCACAGAAAGGGAUGAUGUUCUGGUCAGAGAUCGGAGAUCAAGCACAGAUCGAGCGCUCUAGCAUGGACGGCUCAGACAGGAAGAUGGUGAUCAGCCGCGGUCUCAACUGGCCUGUCAGUGUGACGGUGGACAUUUUGACUGACAGACUAUAUUGGACUGACGAGAAGCUCAGAUGUAUAGGCUCAGCGACAUUGGAUGGAGAAAACAUGAGGUUGCUACAGCUGUCUGAGAUGCCCAGUCCUUUCUCUCUGGCUGUGUUUAAUGAUAUGGUCUACUGGUCUGACACUCAUAGAAGAUCCAUUCAAGGUGCCAAUAAACUGACUGGCAAAAACCGCAAAGUUGUUCUCAAGAGACCUGGACAGCCGUUCGACCUCAAAGUUGUCCACCCUCUUUUACAGCCCAGUGUGUCUAACCCCUGUGAGAAGCUCAAGUGCUCCCACAUGUGUUUGCUGGCUCUGGGGCUCAAAGCGGUGUGUCGCUGCCCGGCAGGACUUCUCUUGGCUGUGGACGGAUCUAUUUGCGCUCCACCUGUCGAUUCUACUUCCUCUUUCCUUAUGCUACUGUCAUCUACCAUGAUAACACAGAUCUUCACCAAGAACCUUCAAGGAGAGGUUGGGCUGAAGACAUGGCCAGAGCAUCGUGCCUUGACUCUCCCUGACGUGAAUGAGGCUUCAGACUUUGAUCUGCUGCUCAAAGACCGCACCAUUUCCCUUGCUGAUGCAGGACAGGGCUCUGUAGUUCAGCUCAAACUAAGCAGCUCUGGCUUCAUACCAGUAGGUCACAUGCUUCAGCUCAAAGGGGACCUGGUGACCGCUCUAACUGUGGACUGGGUCACGCGUAACCUGUACUGGAGCAGCGUCAAGAGCCCCCAGCUUUACGUCACUUCCCCUGGAGGAAAGUACACCAGCCUGGUGCUGCAAGCUGAAAUCGAGAGUACGAUCUCCAUCGCCCUACACCCUCCCACGGGCAGGUUGUGCUUUACCACAGUGGGGCGGAGGGGGUCAGAGCCGCUGCCCCAGGUCGACUGCGCUCACAUGGAUGGGAAGAAUCGCACGCUGCUGUGGAGCAAAGCAAAGAUGCCUGCUUCACUCGCAUUUUCUGAGAAAGGAACGUCACUGUAUUGGGCAGAUAUUGGCAGUGAACUGAUUAGCUCUAUUAAUAUAGACGGAUCUAAUUAUAAAGAGUACCUUACCGGACAUGCCUUCAUUGUGUCUUUUGCCCGUAUUGAGAACAUCUACUUCUGGAUCACCCUGGAAAACGGUACAACUAAAGUGUGGUACACCGAUGGCUUCCAGCCCAAGCAAAUGUGGUUUGAGGUGAAGAUGAGCAUUAUAGAGAUGAAGGCUUACAGCAAGUCCAGUCAGAAAGGAACCAACGUCUGUUCUGAAAACAAUGGGGGUUGCAGUCACCUGUGCCUGCCAUAUCCAGGCGGACGCUCGUGUCGCUGUGCGCAGGACUACCUUACUGUGAAUAAGACUAAAUGUGUUUCCAAUCUCAAGUGUCCUGUGGGCAGUAAAGCCUGCAGUGACGGCCUCGAGUGCAUCCCUGUGUCCAAGUUCUGCGACCAGGUCCCAGACUGCCAGGAUGGCUCAGAUGAGGACUGUGACCUUGUGAGAACCAAACCAGGUGUCAAAUCCAAAUCUGGGACUUACUUUCUUCACCCUGCUGUUGGACUCUCUCCAUCUGCAGACAACAAGGUGGAGCAGAAUCUGGGCAGUCAGUCAUGUGAUGAACGAUGCGGCAGUCAUGGGAAGUGUGUGAGCGUGGAGGGUGAGCCGGUGUGUGAGUGUGAGGAGGGCUACAGCGGGGAUCUCUGUCAGAACGCCAACUCCAGCUCCACUGCCCUCGCUCUCACACUCACCUUUCUCUUCGGAGGAGCUCUGGUGGCCGCCGUCAUCCUCCAGAGGAGAAGGGCGCAAGCAGCAAGGGAAGAGACUACUGAAAAAGAGACCCUUGUGACUACUGACAUGGAAGAACACACAACCUUCUCUCAAAACUUUGCUAAUGAGUUGUACGAUCCAGAAGAGGCUCCGACUAGUCCAGCUGUCACCACCCCUGUUGUCAGCUAAUUUUUUUUUUUUUUAAAUGUCUAAUAAAACAAUUAGCAUUGCAA